Molecule: messenger RNA, 1704 nt
Organism: Rhipicephalus sanguineus (brown dog tick)
Lineage: Eukaryota; Metazoa; Arthropoda; Arachnida; Ixodida; Ixodidae
Product: chymotrypsin-like protease CTRL-1
Exons: 6
Coding region: 53-967 (304 amino acids)
Biological process (GO): proteolysis
Molecular function (GO): serine-type endopeptidase activity
Source: RefSeq, a predicted model, not a curated record
GUGAGGAAGGGAAGCACACCAGAUGCAUACAUAGGCCGGCGAACCCCGCACCAUGAAACGAACCGCCGAAUGCGUCGGUAGCGCACGAACCACCCCUGGGAACAUGGAAGCUAACGUUUGCCUCGUCGUCGUCCUUAUCGCCUUACCCCUGGUGGCUUGCAACGAGUAUCAGCUAUGCGGCACCGCGCCAACAAGGGCAAAGGAGUACACGGAUGGCGCCACAUCGUCUUCGGAAGUGUCACCAGUGCGCUGGCCCUGGAACGCCGCCAUCCACACAAUCGCCAAGUUCCGGCCCGAGCAGUACUGUGCCGGGGCGCUAAUCAGCGAUCAGCACGUGCUCACCGCAGCACACUGCAUCGACAAAAGAACAAGCGAUGGCAUACGUGUCCAUUUGGGGUCCUGGCGACGAAGCACACUCGAUAAGGGUGAACUCGCAAUGUCCGUGAAGGAGAUGUGCAUUCAUCAGAACUUUUCUGGCAGUACCAACGAUAUCGCCAUAAUAACGCUUGUACAGCCGGUGAACUUCACGACUGGCAUUAGACCAGUUUGCCUUCCUUACCGAAAGGAAACUUUACCAACAGACUCCGAGGCAUACACGGCGGGAUGGACAGCUAGACCAAGAAAGGGAUACCGUCGCACGAGGAGAUCCCUCAAGGAGCUGAAGCUGACCCUUCUUAGUAAGAACACCUGCUUGAAGUACUUCGAUAUCGCUCUCUCCGACGAUGUGCUGUGUGCACCGCAUGAUGGUGGCUCACUUUGUGAGGGAGACAGUGGAGCACCUAUUAUGCAGAACAUCGGUGGCAACUGGUUCUUGCAGGGAGUUCUUUCAGGCGGCCCUCCCACCUGUGGCGACUCGACGCUCCCCAUGGUCUUCACACGAGUUGCUAGCUUUAUGGACAACUUCAUCAAUCCCUACUUCAAAGCCAAGUCACGCGAGGCAAAGAAAAAGUUUUGCACCCUGAAGUGACAUAACCAAGAGCGUGCGUGGUAACCAGAGGACAUGGAUACACUACUCGCAAAGACGAGAGAUGGGCUCGAAUCAGUGCCAUUUCACUGUUCAUUUUGCCAUCAUUAUUUAUCUCGCGAAAUUCACAUUCACCUGUAAGGGCUCAAAUCUAUAACCGCUUCUUUCGUCGCAUUUCUGAACCCCGAAAAGGUCAAUGACAAUGAGCUUUCUAGUCCGAAAAUUGUGCGUUUUGUAUAUAUGUCUUAUAGAAAUAUUUUCAGAAUGUUUAUGUCUACUAUGUUGCACAUACGACGUGCAAUUUUUUUUCUGCUCAUUUCAAGGUAGGAUCGACGCUGAGAAAUCAUUUGUCGUAGUUUAGUCGGGGCCAUGUGCAAAAUAGGGAGGAAGAAAUCCUGAGGCCACAUUCUUCGCUCAACUUUCAGGAUAGCAUUGUAUUACUGUGCGAUGUGGCAUUUGAGUUUGCCCUCAGAAGAAAGUGCCGUUCAACAAUGACAGACAAUGUGCGCGUCUCCCGUUUUAUUUGCGGAUAUCGAAAAUAAAAUGCUGUGCUCAAAUGCAAGUGUUCAUUUUGGUAUGUAGUGUUGUCGAACAGAUGUUUUGGUAAAUAUUGCUGGCAUGUUCUAGGCGCUCAGAAUUAGACAUCGCAUCUUCUAGUACCACUCACGGUCUUGUCAAGUGCGCGUUCUAAGAAGCAGUGUCUGGAAAAAAAAACAUUCUGUCAUUCAGCUGGCGACAAA